Molecule: messenger RNA, 819 nt
Organism: Cylindrotheca closterium
Lineage: Eukaryota; Bacillariophyta; Bacillariophyceae; Bacillariales; Bacillariaceae
Source: the annotation of a GenBank genome assembly
AUGGAUUUCAGCCAUCACAAUGCUUGGUUUCAGAGACGAAUGCUUCGAGAGGAAGAGCAGCGGCAACAAGCUCCUGUGCCUAUUCCUCCUAUUGAUGCUGCUGUAACGGACCAACGGAACACAUCCUGUCAUGACACCACAUCCGGCCCGAACAGUGCCAAUGAAAACGAUGUCUUGUCAUUUGGUCAAAGAGUCAAAGGUGUGGGUGACGAACGGCUGCGUUCCUUGGCCAUCACUUAUCUCGCAGCGUACGACAGUGGAAGUAGAUCCAGUCGACGGACCAUUGUAUCUGGAAUGAUCGAAGACGUCCACAGACAUGGCGGUAGAUUUCUGAAGCCACACCCUCGGUCUGUUUCGAAAACAGAUUCAAUGUCGUCGGAUGACGUAAGGAAGAUCACAUGGGUGGAACUUUCGCCAGAUGAAAAGCGUGUGAAGGUAACACAGCUUUUCCGCAAUUUGCGUCGUCGACGGUCUCGACCGAGCGCAAACAGUGCUUCCAAUGCGGCGCUACCAUCGUCGUCACCUGCGGUAAUUGUAGAACAGAUUGGGCCACACGAUGUCUUGUUUGGGCCAAGGCUCGACAAUCCAGGCAACCUGCGACUACGAGAGCUCGUUUUCUCGUUAUCCGACGAGUACGACCGCACCGAUCGUGGACAGAAAAAGAAUUUGGUGUCCCAAUUGGUGGAAACCAUACAAGAGAAAGGCGGUCGUUUUCUGAAGCGCAGUACUAUGGAUUAUGGCAAAUGGGAGGUGGUACCCGAUGAAGCGGCCCAUGAGAAGGUGUCCAAGCAAUUUCGCAAUAUUCGAAGACUGCGGUGA